Heteronotia binoei (common prickly gecko) is the source of this 1107-nucleotide messenger RNA. RefSeq names its product gastrula zinc finger protein XlCGF17.1-like. Lineage: Eukaryota; Metazoa; Chordata; Lepidosauria; Squamata; Gekkonidae. Gene Ontology annotation, biological process: regulation of transcription by RNA polymerase II. The transcript is spliced from 3 exons. The record is from RefSeq and is a predicted model, not a curated record. The annotation marks the transcript as partial. Gene Ontology annotation, molecular function: RNA polymerase II cis-regulatory region sequence-specific DNA binding; DNA-binding transcription factor activity.
AUGCCUUUGGACCUUACAAACCUCCCAGGUACUAAAAGGGCCUCUAUAUUUAUUCCAACAGAGGAUGAUCAGAGAAAUGAGGAGGACGAGGAACUUCAUCAGCAAAUGCCAGUCGGAUUUAAAAAUGAAGACUUGAAAGGAAACGUCAGUUAUCAAGGCCUACCUCAGAGAAAGUACGGCGGCCAUAUGGCUGAGAAUCAAGAUGGAAGAAAGCGUAAGAUAACUAAGCACAGGAUAAUGAAGUCAAGUAAAUCUGUUCAUUGUGGAAACUACUUCAGAAGUACAUCGCAGCUCCUUGUGGACCAAGGAACCCACACAGGGGAGAAACCUUUUGGAUGUUCAGAGUGCGGGAAGAGAUUCAGUACGAUAACCCACACGGAAGAGAAACCUUUUGAAUGCACAGAGUGUGGAAAGAAAUUCAGUCAGAGAAGCAAUAUUCAAGCCCAUCGAAGAACCCACACAGUGGAGAAACCUUUUGAAUGCUCAGAGUGUGGGAAGAGAUUCAGUCAGAGAAGCAAUCUUCAAGUCCAUCAAAGAACCCACACAGGGGAGAAACCUUUUGAAUGCUCAGAUUGUGGGAAGAGAUUCAGUACGAGUGGGUAUCUUCAGCAGCACCAAGCAAUCCACACAGGGGAGAAACCUUUUGAAUGCUCAGAGUGUGGGAAGAGAUUCAGUAGGAGUGGCUGUCUCCAACGGCAUCAAAGAACCCACACAGGGAAGAAACCUUUUGAAUGCACAAAGUGUGGAAAGAGAUUUAGUCAGAGUCGCAGUCUUGAACUGCAUCAGAGAACCCACACAGGGGAGAAACCUUUUGAAUGCUCAGAGUGUGGGAAGAGAUUCAGUUGGAGUAGCAGUCUUCAAGAGCAUCAAAGAACCCACACAGGGGAGAAACCUUUUGAAUGCAUAGAGUGUGGAAAGAGAUUCAGUCAGAGUAGUCAUCUUCGAAAGCAUCAAAGAACCCACACAGGGGAGAAACCUUUUGAAUGCUCAGAGUGUGGGACGAGAUUCAGCCGGAGAUUCACUCUCCAACAGCAUCAAAGAACCCACACAGGGGAGAAACCUUUUGAAUGCUCAGAGUGUGGGAAGAGAUUCAGUCGGAGUAGCAGU